AUGACAUCGGUAUUUCAUUCAGGUCUUUCGAAAGAUUUUUCAUUAAUUUUAAAUGAUGCUGAUGAUUACAACGUCAUUAUACAAGUUGUGCCUAUUACAAAAAAGAAUGAUAUGAUCAUGUUUGAAAAACCAAACAUCACUCCAACCGUUUUUGAAAUGGUUUUAAAAUUUUUAUACACAGGCGAAGUUAACUUGGUCGAUCAGUCAGGUGAAGAUAUAUUCGGAUUGUUAAUUGCAUCAGAUGAAUUAUUGCUUGAUGAAUUAUUCAAAUAUGUCCAAGAUCACUUAUUUGAAAAGCAUACCUCUUGGAUGCACAGCAAUUUUGUUCUGGUUCUUCAUUUCGUAUUUAAACUUGCUAGUUGCAAAAAACUUCAGGAUUAUUGUCUUCAAUCAAUUUGUACUGAUCCACAACCAUUUAUCAAUUCGAAAAGCUUUUCAUCACUAGAUAAAGACGUCCUACUUGGAUUGCUUAAAAGAGAUGAUUUUCAAGUCGAAGAAAUUGUCAUUUGGAAUUGUUUAAUCAAUUGGGUUAUUGAACAAACUCCUGGGCUAGGAAGCAAGAAUUGUAAUAGAACAAAAUGGAAUCAAGAGAAUUUUGAAGAAUUGAAAAAAACAUUAGAACAAUUCAUUUCCCUAAUUCGGUUUGUGGAAAUUUCACCCAAAGAUUUUUUUGAUAAAAUUCGUCCUUAUAAGGCUGCUAUUCCAAACCAUAUUUAUGAAGAAAUCGAGGAAUUUUAUUAUAAAAAAACCUUUCCAAAAUCAACAAAUUUAAUUCCACGAUCUAGAAAGUUCCAAAUCGAAAUUGAGUCACAAGUUAUCAAACCAGAUCUCGCAAAUGUAAUUGCCCAUUGGAUCGAAAGAAAAGAUGAUGUUAAACUUCUGCUUAGGGAAAAGUAUAAGUUCGAGCUUAUAUAUCGCAGUAGCCAAGAUGGGCUUACUCAUCAAGCACUUCGUAGUAAAUGCAAUAAUCAAGGUUCAUGUUUGGUUUUAGUUAAACAACCAUCAACAACAAAAAUUUAUGGAGGAUAUAAUCCACUUGGCUUUACCAGCGGUAGUCAAUCUCUUGUAACAAAUGAGAGCUUUACAUUUUCUUUUGAAAAUGAUAAGGAUACUACAAGUAUGAAAAUAAGUCGUGUAGUUAAGACUAAUUAUGCAAUGUGGGAACAUAAUGGUAAUGGAUUCAAUUUUGGCAGCACUUUUUAUAUGAUAGAUCAAUCUAUUUAUUUGAACUAUAAUGGUAAUUAUGAUGGUAAUGUUGUUGCAAAUUCAAGUUUCAAUUCUAAUUUUGUUCCAUCUCUUAUUGAAGUUUUUAAAGUUAUACCAAAUGUUUCUAAGUGA
Molecule: messenger RNA, 1338 nt
Organism: Funneliformis mosseae
Lineage: Eukaryota; Fungi; Glomeromycota; Glomeromycetes; Glomerales; Glomeraceae
Source: the annotation of a GenBank genome assembly